This is a messenger RNA of Thunnus maccoyii (southern bluefin tuna), 2550 nucleotides long. RefSeq names its product G-protein coupled receptor 22-like. Gene Ontology annotation, molecular function: G protein-coupled receptor activity; peptide binding. The record is from RefSeq and is a predicted model, not a curated record. Lineage: Eukaryota; Metazoa; Chordata; Actinopteri; Scombriformes; Scombridae. The transcript is spliced from 2 exons. Gene Ontology annotation, cellular component: membrane. Bases 560 to 2086 code for a protein of 508 amino acids. Gene Ontology annotation, biological process: G protein-coupled receptor signaling pathway.
AUGGAUAUUUGAGAGACAUACAAAAUGUAGAUUUUUAUUAAGUAAAACCCCUCAUGUAUUAAUUAGAAUUUAUAUUCAGACCGCAAAAAAAUUUAAAGUUGUACCUCAAACACAAAGACCACAACACAGACAAGUUUGGAGCUUUAAAUGUGAUGCGAUCUGAAUGAGCUUGAUAGUAGAUUUGGCACCUCCCUUCUCCUUCAGUCAGCUGAAGUCAUCCUGACAACAGGGUCCUUUGUGGAUCUGUCAGGAGCCUGAGAUCAGUCUGUGGACUGUGGAGCCGUCCGUCCGUCCCACUGAGCUGCUGUUCUCAGUGGCCCCUGCUGGAGCUGCUGCUACUGCUGCUGUUGAGCAUGUGCUCGGCUGCUCCACAGGGCAGAAGGGACGCUUCCCAUCAACACACAGGUUGCGGACAUGGAUCGCUGAGCGCACUGCUCCGACUCAAGAGUGCUGUCACUAAGCUGUUAUUCAUCCCUGCAUCAUGGAGGCUCAGCCUGGUGCAUCAUGGGAGCUCAUCAACGGUGUGACAGAUACAAUAUAUGAGGACUGAGAGGUCGUCAUGGAGACUGAUACCUACACCUCAAAUCCAGCCACCACUGACUGGGCCGGCCUGGAGGGAAUGGGAGUCCUUCAGGAGCAAGGAAGAGAGGGCCUGUCCAGCAACCCCGCAUCAUGGUACAUGCCAUACUCACUGGGCUUCCAGGUGUCCCUCACCGCCUUCCUCAUGCUGGAGCUGGUGUUGGGCUUCAGCAGCAAUCUGACAGUGCUGGUGCUCUACUGCUCUCAAUCCAAUUUAGUGGACUCUGUGAGCAACAUGGUGACUGUCAAUCUGCACGUGCUGGAUGUGGUGGUGUGUGUGCUGUGUUUGCCCCUGACUCUGGUGGUCGUACUGCUACCUCCGGGACCAAACCUAGCCCUGCUCUGCUGCCUCCACGAGGCCUGUGUCACCUUUGCCAGCAUUGCCACAGCUAUCAACAUCCUGGUCAUCAGCUUGGACCGAUACGACAUUUCAGUACGGCCGGCAAACAGGCUUCUGACAACACGCAGGGCAGCGCUGCUCCUGGCUGCUGUGUGGGUCACCUCGAUAGCUGUGUUUUUUAUCCCAUUCUUGGAGGUACAGUUGUCCAGUGGAGAAGGAGCAGAGGAGAGAGGGCAGGUGACACCCUUGUCUUUGUCCUCCCAUGGCAUCAGUGCCACAGUGGUGCCAGCGUGGCGUAACCGGACACUGCUGUGUGUUGGCGGGCAGGGUGAUCACACAGGCCUGGUUAUGUAUUACCACCUUAUCCUGCAGGUUCCCAUUUUCUUCACCACUGUGGCAGUCAUGCUGUUCACCUACUCCAGAAUACUGAGGGCUUUGAACAUCCGCAUUGGCUCCCACAUGAAGAAGAGCCAGCGCUUCAGGGGCCCCUCUGGCAGGGGGCACCACAAGAGACAGAAAAAAAGGAAGGCAGUGGUCGAUGGUGAGGGGGCAGGAGGGGAACAGUGCACCACAGAUGGCACCAAACAGCUCAGCCACCCUCCCCUCAUCCCUUCCCCCUCCCCCACUCCCACAGCUACCUCCCCCCCUGCGCUGUCCUCCCCUGCGCCACUGGUCGCCUCUGACACAGGUGCUGCCACCCCUAUGCCAGCCACCAUGGGUGUCCAAGCCUCUGUCUCGGCCAUCAUUGCCCUGCGGCGGGCGGUGCGCCGACACCGUGAUCGGCGAGAGCGCCAGAGGCGGGUGUUCAGGAUGUCGCUCAUCAUCAUCACCACCUUCCUGGGCUGUUGGGCUCCCCUCUCUGUGACCAAUGUGCUAAUCCUGGGCAUAGGUCCCAGUGACGCCCUGGUCAGCUUGCGCCUCUGGUUCCUAGCGCUUGCCUAUGGCACCACAGUCUCCCACCCUGUGCUCUACGCCUUCACACGACAGAAGUUGCGCCGUGCCCUCCGUGCCAAGGUUAAGAAGAGGGUGGUGUCCCUGCUUCAGGUAGACCCUUCACCAGGGGGUACAGUCAUACACAACUCCUGGGUAGAGAACAGAAAAACCAGCCGGCAGGUGCGGCUAGAAGCAAGCGAAGGUACUGACCGCUGCCUGGCAGAGGCCCUGUGAGACUGACACACAUGAGCUCGUAUAAUUAAAAACCAGAAUAGAGUCACAGGUGUGUUCACUGGAGCAUGAAGCAAGUGUUAAGAAAUCUGAAAAACACGUUUCCUCCUCUGGGAGAUGUUUUAAUGUAACCACCAGCAGAAAGUCCAUGCUAAACACAGCUAAAAUUCACCUCAGGCAGCAGUGGAAGCAGGAUGCUAUUGUCACUGUGGUGCACACAGGCUCUGCAGCUGAAGAAAAUCAUACAACAAACACAAGUGUAUAUAAUUUGCACUUUGUCAAAUACUAAGGUCUGUUUACAUGUGGAGUUGUAUGAUAUAGCAUUGUCAUAGUGGUGCUUACGUAAUUGCUCCAAAGAAUGUGUUUAGCUAGCAGAUGAUCUGAUCUGCCACCCACCCAAAUGCUCCAAGGCAGCUUUAAAAAAAUGUUGAUACACUUUGAACAUAUAAAUACAGUACUCUAAAGAC